Messenger RNA from Ectocarpus sp. CCAP 1310/34, 303 nucleotides. The record is from the annotation of a GenBank genome assembly. Lineage: Eukaryota; Phaeophyceae; Ectocarpales; Ectocarpaceae.
AUGGAGAGCCUAGUAGCAGCAGUCACACGCAAUGGCUGGCAGAGAACCUCUGAACCCGUAUGCUAUCCAGAGAGGUCUAAGGGGAAGUGGCGGCUACGGCUCAUGUUCACAAGCCGGAAAGGAGACAGGGCAACGAAGAAGUACGGCCCCUUGUGCAACACAGAGCAGGAAGCGCUUUGUGGCAGCCUUGCCUUCAGGUACAGCUGGGAGGGCAGCCAACGUGGUCAGCCCUGCGAGGUCAGCAAGGAGAAUCUAGUCCCACCUGUUGCAGCGGGUACUACGCUUCCAGCAGGCAAGUCGUGA